This is a messenger RNA of Cynoglossus semilaevis (tongue sole), 880 nucleotides long. Its product is annotated as tight junction protein ZO-2-like. Gene Ontology annotation, molecular function: cell adhesion molecule binding. Gene Ontology annotation, cellular component: bicellular tight junction; plasma membrane. Gene Ontology annotation, biological process: protein localization to cell-cell junction; cell-cell junction organization; cell-cell adhesion. Bases 149 to 880 code for a protein of 243 amino acids. The record is from RefSeq and is a predicted model, not a curated record. Lineage: Eukaryota; Metazoa; Chordata; Actinopteri; Pleuronectiformes; Cynoglossidae. The transcript has 4 exons.
CUAAAUAUUCUAUAAGCUCUGAGAUUUAAACAAUGGAGAGUUGUCUUGUCUUGAGCCUUUACUGUGAUCAAGAUUUAAACUUAAAACCCUGAGAACUAAAAAAAGAGCUCUUCAGGUGGAACUCUGUAGAGUUGACCUCUGAUGUCAAAUGAAUAAAUUCACUCAUUGUUGUUUUUUUCUUUUUUCUCCUGGUGCAGAGACGGAGCCUAAAGAUGCGGGCACUGAAAAAUCCUCUGGAGUUGUUCGACUCAACACCAUCAGACAAAUCAUCGAACAGGACCUCCACGCUCUCCUGGAUGUGACCCCCAAAGCUGUGGACACCCUGAACUACACUCAGUGGUAUCCAAUCGUCAUCUUCCUUAACCCUGACAGCAAACAGGGAGUUAAAACCAUGAGGAACCGCAUUAUACCAGGAUCCAGUCGCAGCGCGCGCAAACUGUACGAACAGGCCGUCAAGUUGAAGAAAACCUGCUCACAUCUUUUCACCGCAACUAUCGACCUGAACUCUGCCAACGACAGCUGGUACGGCAGUGUGAAAGACAGCAUUCAGGAGCAGCAGGAACGAGCAGUGUGGGUCUGUGAGGGAAAACUGGACGGUUCAGAUGAGGACCUGGACCUCCACGAUGACCGCAUGUCCUACCUGUCGGCCAUGAGCGCAGACUACCUUAGCAUGGACAGCCGCCUGACCAGUGACUAUGACGACACAGCAGACGAGGGUGGGACUUACACCGACAAUGAGCUCGACGAGCCACUGGACGAACCUCAGCCGAAGUCGGCCAUCAGUCGGUCGUCAGAGCCAGUGCUGCCAGAUGAGGUCAGAUUACAGGUUAUUACAGACUGUCAGUCAUUUUGGUUUGUGCUGGUGUGUGGGCUGCAGUGA